GUGUGGCGGAAGUGGGUUCUCAUCGAGGUCGCGGUGCUAUGGCUGCCGGCUCUGUGGUGUUGCUGACGCGGGCCCUGGAGGCGCUGGAUGUUGGUGGUGCAGCAGAUAAGAUUAAUUUGAUACCUCAAGACUUCUUUGCAGAACUAUGUGAGCAGAUAAUUCAACAUCUGAACCAUAAGAUCCCAGGUGUAAAUACAGUUGAACUGUGUCAGAGACUGCAGACAUCUGGGAUUGAGGUUAAUGUUGGUGACCUGGCAAAAAUAACUAACACUGUGUCCUUUUUGUUUAGUACAGCAGCCAGGAACAAUCUCUCUACGGAGGAGCUCAUCACUGCCUUGGGCAGCACAGUCAACACGCUGCCUAAGCAUGCGAUACAGGUUAUCCGCCAUGUAUGGAAUGAGCAGGGCAAAUCUGUUGGUGUGUCAGAAGAUAAAGGAAAUAUGUCCACAGUGGGCCAGUUUGUAGAUAUUAAAUGGAAACUGGGAGUUGCAAUGAGCUCUGACACCUGCAGGUCUCUGAAGUAUCCGUAUGUUACGGUGGCGCUAAAAGUAGCAGAUUCCUCAGGACAAAUAACCAACAAAUGUUUUGAAAUGACGGUCCCACAGUUCAAGAACUUCUUCAGACAGUUCAAGGAAAUGGCAGCUGUUCUUGAAACAGUUUGAGCAGAACUGUUUUUUAUACUGAAAUUUCUGACAGACUUGUAUCAAGUAAACUUUCUGUUCUGCACAGGGCACAUAGUGCCAUUGUUCAGCAAGGUAUGUAUCCUUAUCCUUUUGACAGGUAUUUGUCACAGUCAUCCUUACAUAGCUGUGAAGAUUUCUUCGCUUUUGAAUAUUUGAAGCCAUUUCUGCUUGUAAAAGUGGUCAGCUUGGUUUAUCCUGGUAAACAGAGAUCAGGCUCUGAACAGAAAAAUGUCACUGUAGACUUCAUACUCUACGAGAGUGAAAAACUACAUUUAAGAAACUACACAUUUAGCUCUGGAAUACAGAAAGAUGUGAAAAUGUUAAUUUGACUGAGGAGAUACUAAGAGAAGUGUAAAUCUCACAUUAGCAGUUUGGUCUGUAAAAUUGAGAUGUGGUUGGAAUCAACAGUAAUAUUAACUGUGUGGAGUAUAUGAAGUUACACAUGGCAAGCAUACAAUUAUUCUUGAAGAAUAGUAAUUUCAAGUACUUAGUUGCAGGUAUUUGCAGACCAGGCUUUCAGUUUUCUUUUAAAUGGAAUGUGCACUUGUCCUAAUGUCUUGAUUAUUUUGAAUACUUAUUUCUCACCACCCAGACUUCUAAAAAUUAAAUUUCCCUGGAAACUAUUUUUUUUUCUCUGAAAUGAAGCCUGGAGGUUAGUUUUAAAUAUAGGAAGAAAGUUGAGUUUAAUUCCAAAGCAUUUAAAUGUGUUUUUUCCUUUGUAUUUAAUCCAGCUCUAAUCUGUGGCACUCUGAUGUUGUUCUUAGCAGUCCGCUUUCUGAUUAAAGUAAAAUAUUGAUGUGUCUGCCUCACUCUGUGCUCUGAACUAGAAAAACUGGGAAGAGGCUUAAAAGUUCAAGCUAGUGCAUUAGUUGUACACAUCAGAGAAAUGACUAUACUAAAAGUCAAGAAGACUUCUUUGCUUGUUGUGGUGUUUCACAGGAAUCUGGAGGACUGUAUUGCUUUCUCACUCUCAGGAAAUGUCCUAACCAGUAAAAUUUUGACUUCGGUUCUGAAGGCGAAUGGGGACGUUUUCAAAGGGAGAGUGAUAAAUGUAGUACGCUUGCAUUUCAUUUCUUGUGUUUAACCUUUAAAACUAGAAAUAUAGCAGGGUCUUUAGAAAACACUACUGUCGCAUUUCAAGACUUGCUGGUGAUGUAGUAAGGCAGAUAAAUCUGAAGAGAGACAGUUCGCACUGAUAAGCUGCUGAAAUUUAUGCUGUGGCUUCAGACUAAGAAGCAGUGUUGUUGGGACAGAUCCUUAAGUAAGAACAUCUGCCCUUCUGAUGCACAUAAAUAGUUCAUUAACUUUUCUUAGAAGCUGGCUGAGCAUCAGUGAUGCAAGUUUUGCCUGCCUUUGUCUGAUGAAAAUGGACUGCAACACAGAGCAGACUGCAAUCCUUCCUAGAGAGAUACACCCCCACUGUAUAAGCAUGAGUACAUUAUGCAUAGUACAUAAAAACAGUACUUGAAGUUACUUAGAUCUCAAAUAAAUGAAACGUUGUCUUUAACAAAAGACAGUAGAAGUUUUGGCCAUCAGUCUUUCUUUUGUGCUGCAGAAGUCAAAGGUGUUUGCUUCAUGGCUGGGGAGAGCAGAAUGUUUUUCUAUUGGCCCUGUCAGUAGAGUGCCACAGGAUGGCAAACUGGAAGUCUUUUCCUGAGAUCUUUUCCCUUAUCUGAUUACCAGGUUUGAACAUGGUGCAAAAAAUCAUCUCUGUGUAUGGAAAAGUGAUAUGAGCAGCUGAUAUUUUUCAUUGUUUACUUUUUUUUUUUGAAGUUGAAAUGUAGGGCUUCUGUAACCAGAAAAUAUUGCCAUGCCGUGGCCUAGUGAAUUCAUUGGUUUUGAUCACUGUAAGAAUUCCAGAACUUUUUGUUGUUGCUUUGUUUGUUUUGUAAAGCUGGAACAUUACAAAUACUUCCAUUUGUUCUACUGCACGUAAGUUCUUCAUACAGCUGGAAAUAGUUGUCUUCUUUAGAACUGGAUGGAAGAUUUAAUUAAUAAUUUCUUAGCUUCUAGAAACAGCAAUUUAGUACAUUCUGAAAGGUAAUGAGGAAAAGUUCAGUUGCAGUUCUUGUUUGGUCCAUCAUCAAGAAAGAAAACCAAACAGCCAAAUGAAGUGUGUAACUGUUACAUUUUCUCAAGUUAUAUGUUCCAGAAGUACUAAUGAAUGUUUUUGGAGCAUUGCUGCAUUCUUACCAAGUUGUGGGGCUGGGUGGAAGUUGCCUAGGCAUGUGUGGUACACCAGCACAACUGUCUGAGAAUUGUGAGGUGUUUAUGGGCACCUAGGAGAUGUGAUUAAAAGCUGGCUCUGUACUCAAACUUUGAGGUUUGUCCUGAUCAGUAUCAGUAGGAAUUCCUACACUGAGUAAUGGAAGAACUACAUAUUUUAUUUUAAAAAACGAAUACUUUGCAGGGUAGCAAUACAAAUGUGUUCAAACAAGCUCUUGAAUGUGGUUGAUAUGUUGGUUGAUAUGUGCGGGAGCCAAAUCUUUUCACAGAGAGUCGGAUGUUCCUGACAUGUUCCUAAUUCUACUUGCUGAUUGAGACAAAAUUGUUUAACACAAAUAUUUUUGUAAGUUCACAAACAUUCAUUAAACAUAGGUGAUAAAAAUGA
This is a messenger RNA of Gallus gallus (chicken), 3294 nucleotides long. It is a transcript of the gene COMMD6, whose product is annotated as COMM domain containing 6. The transcript is spliced from 7 exons. Lineage: Eukaryota; Metazoa; Chordata; Aves; Galliformes; Phasianidae. The coding region runs from base 39 to 662 and encodes 207 amino acids. Gene Ontology annotation, molecular function: NF-kappaB binding. The record is from RefSeq and is a predicted model, not a curated record.